Molecule: messenger RNA, 1788 nt
Organism: Symbiodinium sp. CCMP2592
Lineage: Eukaryota; Dinophyceae; Suessiales; Symbiodiniaceae
Source: the annotation of a GenBank genome assembly
AUGCUACUAAUACUACUAAUACUACUAAUACUACUACUAUCACUGCUACUGCUACUGCUACUGCUACUGCUACUGCGACUGCUACUGCUACUGCUACUGCUACUGCUGCUGCUACUACUACUACUACUACUACUACUACUGCUACUGCUACCUAAUCCUGCUGCUUCUACUGCGGUGGUUGGCUCUGUAAAGGAGCUGCAGACGGCAGCCACAUUCAGCGUGGACAAGGAGAACAUCACCAAGGACAAUGUAGGCAAGAAUGAAGACCACGAUGGCAAGGACACGAUCACCCUCCACAACACGGGUCGCGUGGCGCUUCCUUUUCAGGUCACGGUCAGUGCAGGGAAGGGGGACAACAGCAGCUGCAUGACGGUGUCGCCCUCCAAUGGCACUCUGGCCCCCAAUCAAACCACGAAGCUGCUCCUGAACUUCGAUCUGGACACCUUUGGUUACGGCACCUCCAGCGGCUGGAUCAUCGUUCACCCCGACACUUCGGAUGACAGGGGCGCCUGCUUCCGAAAGAGCUCCUGGACCAGGUUCUCCUUGACUCGGCCGAAGCCGCGGGGGUUCCUGAAAGAGGCGAUCAUCCGCAACGGCAUCCCGCUGUCUGCGGCGCUGAUGCUGGCCCUGGCCAUGGUCCUCUACCGAGUGGUGAGCUCCCUGUUGAACUCCUACUACGGGAAGUUGGCGAAGGAGCGGAGCACCAUCGAAAAAGCGCUCUCCGCCACCCAGGAGGUCUCCUUCCCCAUGGUCCUGCUGCAGGUGCCCAUCUUCAAGGAGCUCGGGAAGUUCGUGGCCUUCGAGAACACGCUGCAGCGCUCCACCUGGCUCCACACCAUCCAGGAGAUCGACGACUUCCUGCAGAAGGCACUGAACAAGGUGAUCUUCAUGUCCCACCAGUGGACGGCCUUUGCAGAACCUGACCACACAGGCAAGCAAUAUGAGCAGAUGGUCAUGGCCGUAGAGGAGGUGAUGAAGAAGUGGAAGUGGCAGGAAAGCACGACCUACGUUUGGCUCGAUUACAGCUCCAUUCCACAGAGGCACCGUCCGUCGCAGACGGCUGCGAUCAAUUCAUUGACGGUCUACGCCGCCAAGGUCUCUGCUUUCGUCGUGGUGGCACCGCCCGUGAAGCACAAGGAUCUGGAGGAUGAGUGCAACAAGGACACCUACCAGUGCCGUGCCUGGUGCAGGGCCGAGCAGUUAUCGCACCUUUUGGCCCAGGCUGGUGACAACAUGUUCCUGGCAGAGAGCGGCCAGCUUACCCCACUCGACGAGGUCUGGCUGCAAAAGUCCAUCCAGGUGUUUGGGGAGGACAGCCAGCUCACCUGCUGCAGGCGCAAGCACGAGGGAAUGGAUAUGUGCGACCAGGAGCGUCUCGUGGUGCCCAUGCUGGGCCUCUGGGCCCAGCUCUGCCGAACGGUGAAGGCAGGUGGCGCGAACGAGAAUCUCCGGAAGAUCCACAAAGAUCUCUUGACCUUGGAGGCAGGCGUCCCCAGGAUCAAGAGGAUCUUCCCCGAGACUUUCAUGCAUGAGACGGAGAACGGGCAGGAGGAGCGUACCCUUUUCGGCAACCUUGUGGAGAGGCUGCAGGACACCCUGAACCAAGAGCAGCUGCAGCCCGCUUCCGAGAAAGACAAGGAGAAGCGCAACUUCAAGGCGUUGGCCACGGCCACUGCAGCAGCCACUUCUCUUGCAAACCGCCGCCCUGACACCUUGCAGCUGCCGGCUUCGGACGAAGCCUCGGGCAGGCGCCUGAGCCAGGUCCUAUCUCCCCCGCCAGAAACCUAG